CUAGUGAAAUAUGUCGAACUCAAACUCAAACCAGAGCAUACUAAGUCUGUCUGUCUGUUUAAUUCUGUCUCUAGUUUUUACCUCACACAUUCUGUACCGCUGCGCUCUUCGGGUUUUUGUCCUCACUCACUCUCCGUAUGGUGCACGCCUCUGAUUGGUCAAUUUGCGGUCCUUUGCCAAAAACAAUUGUUUUGAGGCGAGACGUUCAUCGAUCACAGCCAAGAUGAGUCUGAGAAAGCAGACCCCAAGUGACUUUCUGAAGCAGAUAAUUGGGAGACCUGUGGUGGUCAAACUGAACUCUGGUGUCGAUUACAGAGGUGUCCUGGCCUGCUUGGAUGGUUACAUGAACAUCGCCAUAGAGCAGACUGAGGAGUAUGUCAAUGGGCAGCUCAAGAACAAGUACGGAGAUGCUUUUCUAAGAGGAAACAAUGUCCUUUACAUCAGCACCCAGAAGAGGAAAGCGUAGUUGAGACCAUUCUGGGUUUUUUUCAGUUUUUUUCCAGCGUUUGAUUCGUCGGUGGACAACUGUCCCUGUUUUUGGUUCUGGAAAGCCCAAAGUCCUGAAGAAUGUUUGUUUUGUAAAAAUGGUAUAUGUUAAUAAAUCCUGAGUUUUGAUUUA
Molecule: messenger RNA, 619 nt
Organism: Etheostoma spectabile (orangethroat darter)
Lineage: Eukaryota; Metazoa; Chordata; Actinopteri; Perciformes; Percidae
Gene: lsm6
Product: LSM6 homolog, U6 small nuclear RNA and mRNA degradation associated
Exons: 4
Coding region: 224-466 (80 amino acids)
Biological process (GO): maturation of SSU-rRNA; mRNA splicing, via spliceosome
Cellular component (GO): P-body; U4/U6 x U5 tri-snRNP complex; sno(s)RNA-containing ribonucleoprotein complex
Molecular function (GO): RNA binding
Source: RefSeq, a predicted model, not a curated record